GGCGGGAAGAGCUGGUGUGGCAGCUGAGACCCUGCUGUCACCCAAUCGGGCCUGAGCCUGUUGAGCCAGGCCGCCCCCUCGGCACCUGGCACCUGACCUAUGGCUCGCGUCCCCGCCUCCUCGGCUCUGCCAUAGCGCAGCACGUCCUACCCUCACCUAGUCUGGUCGGGGCCAGCAGCGCGGCGGGCCUGGCCCUGGAGAACGCCUCGGAAGCCAUGGGUAUGUGUGUAGGGUUUGGCUCUUAUGCGCACCAGCGUGGAGUGGUAAAGCCGCCUCACCCGCUGUCCGCUGUCCUCCACGCUGUCCACGCCGAGUGGAGUCGGGGUUGGUAUGGGGACGCGCUCGCCAGGCUGGUCGGUCCCGUCUGGGCCUUUCUGAGCCGCGCCCGGCCCGGUCCUCCGCCCGCAGAGGUCCAGGUCCUGGUCCUGGCCGGAUACCGCGCGCAGAAGGAGGACGAGCUGAGUCUGGUGCCGGGGGACGUGAUCCAGCAAGUGCGCGAGGGGCCCACGCGGGGCUGGCUGCGCGGAACGCUGGGGGGCCAUUGUGGCCUCUUCCCCAAGCGCCUGGUGCAGGAGAUCCCAGAGGCCCUGCGAGGCCCUGGGGAGGGGCGCAAGCCGCGCUGCCCGCGCCGACGCCCAGGUAAUCCGCGGUGGGCGGCCCGGGAGGGCAGGGCACGGCCGGUGAUGGGCGCGGCCCUGGGAGGGGCUGUGAGGUGGCUCUGCGGCCUGUGAUUGGUCCUGAGUACAAUGCUCCGCCUAAGGGUGGGGCCUGGAAGCACUAAAGGGCGGGCUAGAGGCUUGUCACUCCCUCAGCUCCCUGGACUCGGCCACCUGCUAAACUGCAGCCCCCCCCGCAUUCCUGUGACCCAGGUCACCCCACCAAAUCUUGGGGCUCCCAAAAAU
Molecule: messenger RNA, 902 nt
Organism: Perognathus longimembris pacificus (Pacific pocket mouse)
Lineage: Eukaryota; Metazoa; Chordata; Mammalia; Rodentia; Heteromyidae
Product: CD2-associated protein-like
Exons: 2
Coding region: 216-731 (171 amino acids)
Molecular function (GO): protein binding
Source: RefSeq, a predicted model, not a curated record